Staurois parvus is the source of this 288-nucleotide messenger RNA. NCBI's taxonomy places the organism in Eukaryota, Metazoa, Chordata, Amphibia, Anura, Ranidae. The record is from the annotation of a GenBank genome assembly.
UCUGCGGAAGUGGUAGCGGGUACCUGUCAAAUUCGGUACUCGCUAAUCCCCCCCCCCCUUCCCCCUCCACUCCCCAAAUGUCUGCAGUCUUUGGUCAUCUCCUGUAGUAUGUCCGCAGUCUCUGGUCAUCUCCUGUACUAUGUCCGCAGUCUCUGGUCAUCUCCUGUACUAUGUCCGCAGUCUCUGGUCAUCUCCUGUACUAUGUCCACAGUCUCUGGUCAUCUCCUGUACUAUGUCCGCAGUCUCUGGUCAUCUCCUGUAGUAUCUCCUGUAGUAUGUCCUCAGUCU